Molecule: messenger RNA, 4249 nt
Organism: Leptidea sinapis
Lineage: Eukaryota; Metazoa; Arthropoda; Insecta; Lepidoptera; Pieridae
Product: sex-determining transformer protein 1-like
Exons: 6
Coding region: 236-1762 (508 amino acids)
Biological process (GO): regulation of transcription by RNA polymerase II
Cellular component (GO): nucleus
Molecular function (GO): RNA polymerase II cis-regulatory region sequence-specific DNA binding; DNA-binding transcription factor activity, RNA polymerase II-specific
Source: RefSeq, a predicted model, not a curated record
AUAUUCCAAUAAGUAAACUCGUGUUCAAGUUUAACAGUUGAGUUUAAGUAGAGACUAAGUGAUAACUUGAACUUGGUGAAAACUUCAUGGAAGUGAAAAAUAUAUGCGCCAGCCACGAGACGAGGCGAGAAGAAAGUUUAUUUUUAUAAUAAUAGCAAAACCAUAUGCGAAACCAACUACACCACAUGUUAACUACCUAUUAGAUUACUGAACCCAGGCCUAUGAACUUAUAACCAUGGCUGAUUAUGAUAUCAUACCUUCGUGCGAUGAGGAUGAACUGUUUAAAGAAAAAACUGACGAGGUCACAGACCUGCAUGCGUAUUACAUGUCACAAUUCAAUUUAGAACUUGAGAAUGGUAAAUCAAAACCCAAAAACGAUAGCUUUAAAUUUGGAACAGAAGAAAGCUUCGAUUUUGAAGUUUUAGAUAGUUGGACUACUACAGAAACUGCUAAGACUGACUUUGAAAUUAUAGACAAAGUUUUAGAUAGUAAUGUUAGUGAUCAAAAUAUCAAAGAAGUACUUCUUGACUUAGACAAUAUUGAAUUUGAUGUGAAUUUCAAAAUGGCAUACGAUAAUAAAGUGAAAACGGAUGUUUCUCACGAAACAAAUGAUUACAUAGACGAUGAAUCAUUACUAGAUGAGCUGUGUAGGGAAGAUGAGUCGUGUCAUUUGUCGCCAGAUGCUUUCAACGAAGAAUGUUUUAAUAUACCAAAUGACACACAGCUACCGUCAAUAGAAACUGCAUUUUCAAAACGUUACUGUAAUUAUGCUAACGAAGAUAUUGUAACACAGAGCGUGUUACAUAACACCGAAGUACCAGAUACAAAUCAGACUAUUACUAGUGUAGAACAAUAUAGCUACCCAAAUAAUAUUUUAUAUAACUUUGACAAUGAGAAGAGUUAUAUACUACCCGAUACACCCACAAGUUGCUCAGAAUUCAGCUUCGAGCGAAACGAAAGAAAGCCUUCAGUAUCUGAAUCAAUUGAGAGUUCUAGCUAUUACGAUGAUAACUCUGAAACAUUUGAUGAGGAUGAGUUAUUUAUUAAUUUAGAUGAUUUUGGAUUACAAUUGGAAACAGAUAAUGGGUUCGUUAGAUUUGAUGAAUGCGUUACUGCCAAACAAAGUGAAAUUGAAGAGAAAAGUAAAUCACAAGGUGAAAGAGUCUGCCUGUGGGAGCAAUGCUACGAGAGAUAUCCAAACCAAAACACGUUGGUGGAACACAUUGAGAGGUCUCAUGUAAACACGUAUAAAGGAGACGAAUUCAGCUGUCUAUGGAGGGACUGUGCUCGUGGACGCAGGCCGUUCAACGCUCGAUACAAGCUGUUGAUUCAUAUGAGAGUCCAUUCCGGACAUAAGCCAAACAGAUGCCAUCAUCCAGGAUGUGGUAAAGCAUUUUCUCGGUUGGAAAACUUGAAGAUCCAUGUGAGAUCUCACACGGGCGAGAGACCUUAUGCCUGUCCAGCUCCUCACUGCAGGAAGGCUUUCUCCAACUCUUCUGAUAGAGCAAAACAUCAAAGAACACAUUUUAAUGCUAGGCCUUACGCUUGCGGGGCUGUUGGGUGUGGUAAGCGUUACACCGAUCCAUCUUCUCUGAGGAAGCACGUGAAAUCUCACCCUCACAUACCAGUGCCUCGAACCUGCGUCCCUCCAACCAAGCCUCCCCGUAAAGAAGAGCAACUCGUACCAAGCUCUCCGGCCAAAUUGGCGACACUUAGAUGUAUAAGAGAUAAACUAAUCGUGCCGCGGUUGCAGAAGAUUUAGAUCUAUUUGUGUAUGCUAUCUGUGCGGAUAAUGGAUGGGAUAAGAAAUGGCUCUUGAAACUUUACAAUCAGCAUAUUAUGCUCGUCUGUUAACAAGUUAUUUAUUUACAGUGAAAUAAGAUUAUCGUAUUUUUUUGCAUUCUAAGGCUGGGUUACACCAAAUACUUUAGCAAUAACAAACAUGGUUAAGUACCGGUUAAGCAAAAAAUCAGUUCCACCAUUUGAUAAGUUUUAGAUUACGUCAUAAUUUUAACUGUUAACCGUUCAAUCUACUCCGGUUAAAACUAUUGUUAAUAAUAAAUAGCGAACUGACAAAAUGCAGUUUCAGAUAAAUAUUCGAUACUGACUUGAUACUUCACUUUUUAACUUUAACUAUGCAAAGGAAUACGAUGAUGGAUUUAUGAAUAAUCAUGAACAUGAGCAUUUAUGAAAAUUCAUAAUUAUUUUGUAAAUUUAAUUUGUAUAAGUAAUACCAGAAGUGAUAACCCAUCACUUUAAAAAAUAAUAAAUUGUUUAGAACUUCAUUUUUAUUGGUCAGUUUGUUCCAAUACAUUUAUGUCCAUCAUUUAAAAUAGAAGUGUAAUACUCCUUCUUAACUCUUGUAGUCAUGCUCCUUUCCAUAGCUCUUUGACUUGUGACAAGAUUUUCUCUAAGGGUCCUUUGAUUACUAACACACAAAAAAGUUGCUGCCCGAACUUGUAAGUAUAAUAUGAAAAUUUUACCAAAAAUUCCAAAUAAAUUGACCACAAACGACGAGACUAAACUAACCUACAUGAAAUUUCUAUGAGAUACCUAUUAUGUAUUUUUUUAGUUUUAAGACAAUUUAUUAGUUGUAGUUAACCCUAAAAUACAUAUUUGCUCAAAUGCUAAAGACUGUAUGAAGACAGCAAAAAAUUUUGACUUCCUCUAGAAGAUAAGUGAACGUAGUUUAGUAAUUGUGUUUAAAACACAAUGUAUGUUAAGUUUUAGACCAAUCCAUGUUAUAUAUUAUUACGUUGAUAGUUUUUAUAUUAGUAUUUUAAUCAGUAGGUAUAUUUAAGACACAAGGAGACUAGAAUAUUAAAAAUUUGGUAGAUAAUUUAUAAAAUUGCAAUUUUUAAAGUGAAAACUUCUUUUAGCGCGGUACGCAUAUUUUUAGAUGAGAAAAAAUCUCUGGACUCGCGUACGAGUGGGAGGCUCCUUUGCACAGGAUGCCGGCUAGAUUAUGGGUACCACAACGGCGACUAUUUCUACCGUGAAGCAGUAAUGUAUAAGCAUUACUGUGUUUCGGUCUGAAGGGCGCCAUAGCUAGUGAAAUUACUGGGCAAUGGAACUUAACAUCUUAUGACUCAAGGUGACGAGCGCAGUUGUAGUGCCGCUCAGAAUUUUUGGGGUUUUUCAAGAAUCCUGAGCGGCACUGCAUUGUAAUGGUAUCAAUUAUCAUCAGCUGGGCGUCCUACCUGUCUCGUCCCUUAUUUUCAUAAAAAAAAACGAGACACAGCUGUAGUGUGUGUAUAUACAUAUAGCAGACCGCGAACGCGUCUAGAUAAAUUAUUAUUAUAUAAUAUUUUUUUUUUCCUAUUCUAGUUACCAUGCACCUAUAGUUUCUAUUUUAGAUUGUAACAAUUUUGAUGAUAAUGAUGAUGAUUCAAGAGUUGUCGAAUUUGUUAACGAUGAUUCAUAAAAGAAUAUUAAAUGUAUUUUAAAGUUUCUAAUAAUUAAUAAAAUACAAUUCAUAACUAAAAAGCAAUUCAUAACCUAAUAAACCAAGUACCCAUCUAAAAAAUGUCUAACGUGUCAAAAUAAGUUUUCACUUCUGUCGGCACUCGCGGAGUACAACCCGUAAUUUUUUUCUCAGUUACAAUAUAUAAUCAAGAUGAUUUUUUCUCAUUAAAAAAAGUGUACGUGGACUUAUGUAUGCACGCAAGAAGUUAUACUUCUGUGUCUAACAAAGCAAAAAUCCUUAAAAUUAUUUAUUCCUUGUGCUAUUCUACGUUUGUAGAUAGAACAAUAUUGUAAAAAUCUUGUAACGAUGGCUUUGACUUAGUUAAUUAUAAAACAACUAAUACGGCUGUACGGGUUUUAACCCUUUGCCUAUCCAAAUAAUGGAUGAAGAAACCAAAAAAAAAUAACGAAUGUCGCAAACGUCAGAAAAUUUUUGGGAACCAACUUCACCCUGUUACUUUUGUGUUACAGUGAUGCGCGCGCAUCUUAAAAUUUCACUCUCAUCAUUUUGUCAUAACGCGCCUAAAGAAGUAUAACUUCAAAAAAAUUGUAUUUGACAUUCGCACCUCAUAUACAAUGUUAUAGUGCAGACUGUCUAUGAAACCAAAGAAUAUGUAAUAGUAUCUACAAGUAGUGAAACUUACAAAUUAGGAGUUUCACAACGUUGUUCCAUAUGGAUUAAAGUAUAGGUUAACUACAAUUAUUUCAUAUUAUAUCAAAUAUCUUCUUUAUUUUGUUAAAAUACUUAUAAUAAUUUUGUAAUAUAUUAUUGACACCUCUAUUU